GGAAAUAGUUGUACAUGCACGAGUUGACGUCACUCACGACAAAGUUUUGAACAGUUGACAGUGAAUGUAAAUUGAAGGAAGUUUAUCAAAAAAGGACGGACACGGGUCUUGUUAUGUUCGAGUGAGCAAUAUAUUGUUGCAAAGCAUCUUUGACAGUGGUACCUUAAAAAACGGAGCCCAUUCUGCACUUUUACCUACUGCUAUAGACAGGAUCUUGACAAUGGCCUCAGAGCCAGGUGCGGGGUUCGACUCCAAAGGGCUUGGGCUUCGAGCCCAGAAAAAGCUCCUGGGUAAGAUGUCCAGCAAGAAGAUCGCCAAAGUGUUCAUCGACGAUACCACCGCUCGGGUGCUCGAUAACGCAUUCCGGAUACUCAAGGAUUACCUUCCAACGAAGAAAGAUGCAGACAAAGUUCUUAAGUAUCUUAUAAAAACUGUUGUAAAGAUAGGUAUCUUGUAUCGAAAUGACCAGUUCAAUGCUGACGAGUUAAAAGUGGUGGAAUCAUUCAAGCAGAAAUUCCAUUCUCUUUCUAUGACAGUUGUCAGUUUCUACACUGUUGAUUUUACGUACGACAAAACGUUUCUGCGCCAUUCUGUGGAGGAGUGUCAGCAACUGUUGCAACAGCUGAUUAGGCGACAUCUAACGGACAAGUCUAAAUCUCGACUGGACAUUAUAUUUGACACCUUCAACGAUCCGAAGUUAAUGGAUGUGGUUUUCACUCCUGGUGGCAAGUACAAGGAUUAUAUGGACAAGAUUACUACAGACAUGAAUGCAUUGAUGGAUGAAGGAAAUUUAUGAAAAAGCAAGCUGCAUGAAACUGCAAACUGUGCUUAAAGUACUGCCUUCCCUGUAAAAACUAUGCAUCCAAACCCCUUGAUAUACAUCGUUAUUGUUAUGAUAUCAAGUCAGGUAACUUAACCCUUUGCAUGCUGGGAAAUUUGUUGUCUGCUAAAGUUAAGUCUGCUGAAUUUCUAAAAUUAGCAUUUUCUUCGAUUUUUUUCAAAGAAUUCUAUCAUAAUAGCAAAUCCUGAUGAGACGCCACUUUCUGUGGUGUCUAAUCUGGAUUCAAACUGUUUGCAAAGGCCUUCAAAAUUCGGUUCCAGCACUGAAAGAGUUAAUAAAUCCUCUGUUUGAAGUUUCAUGCCCAGAGUCAACUGGGACAUCUCUGAUUGAUGAUCUUAUAGCAUAUUUAUUCAUGACACAAUUUUUUUUUUUUUAUGAAUGAUCACUUUGGUCUUGAAAUAAAUGCUUGUUAAAUAUACCAGGAAAAUGAUGUAAAUCAUUGAAGCCAAGUGAUCAUAGGUGUUGGUGUAAAGAAUGAAUGCUUGUUUCAAAUGUUUGUUGUAAUAUGUACUACAGUUUUUAAUAGGACCGCUUCCACAGGUCAGUUCUAUGCACUUUUGACUAACACACAAAUAGCAAUACCAUCACUGUUGUUACUGUUGCUUCAUUUCCAAUCAUGAGACUCUCCCAAAAGAGUUAUCAUUGUAGAUCUUUAUUGUACCAUAAACACACUGUUCUUGUCAUGUCAAUAAUAGUUGCUGCUGUGAAAUGUAUCAAAAUGGUUAUGUGCUUCCAUUUACGGUGUGAUGAAAAGUGACUUGUCAUCUUCAGAGGACGUUAUUUCAAAUCUGCUACCUCAAUAUGUCAUUGCCUUAUGGACUAAGGCAGAAAAUGAAUGUGUUUGGCCAUCAUUAAGAAUAGCACACAUUUCCGUCUUUCGAUAAUGUUGACAAAUAUCGGAAACAAAUCAGGAAUAUAAUGGUAGUUCCUUACAAAUUCUGUAGAUUGGUAAUUGAGUAUAUUUGCAAAUAAGUUGAUUUCGGUAUUUUUCUCAAGAUCUGACGACUAUUUCAAAAAAGCUAUGUGGAAAAGUACUUUUUUCCAAAAAUAUUGUACUACUAUGUUAUUUUACUUGCAUUUGUGUUUUUACUUCUCAAUCUCAAUUGAUUUUAGUGGCAUUUAUUUCAGUAGUUUUUUUCACUAUUGUAUUGAUAAUGAAUUAUAUUUAGAUCUACUCUAUCUUGGAAAACGUAAACAUACUGGUACUGUUAUAUUGUUUUAUGAGUCUUGAAAAUAUUUCCCUUUUCUUACUUAAAUGUUCUGUCAACAUAAUUGUCGAACAUGAACAUUUUUGAACAUACAAUCUUUUUUAAUCAUUGUUUUUGCUGAAAGCUAAUCCUUGUUAUUAAAUAUAAUCUUGGUAACAACAGCUGUGCAUGGUAUGGUUAAAAAUGAUAAAUGUUCUUCCAAGUUAAGUAUGAUAACAACAAGAUAUGAGCCUCACUCUGGGAAAACAGGGCUUAAUGCCUGGGCAUAAAGUGUCAUCCCAGACUAGCCUGUGCAGUCCUCACAGGCUAAUCAGAGAAACACAUUCCGCAUUUAUGGAAUUUUCUGUUCAAAGUAAGUCUCUACUAAACAAAUAUCCAAUCUUGACAGAAAGUGAAAGUGUUCCUCUCUGAUAAGUCUGUGCAGACCACACUGGUUUAUCUGAGCCGACACUUUACACAUGUGAAGUGGACCCUGUCUUCCCAGACAGAUGCUUAUAUUACAGAAUAAUGUGAUGUUUACCAUAAAUACUUUAUCCCAGGCACCAUAUUUUGUUGUUAUAAAAGUUUCUGUUUCUGUUUUUCACUGUACAUUCUUUAUAUUCAUCUGCAGUUAUAUGUGCCUCAUGUUAUUAUAUAUUGAUGUUAUCAUUUUUCUUUCUUCAAUGUCAUAAAUGUCACUAUGAAGGAUAAUUUUGGCAGAAUUGGUUAUACUUUGUGCUGAUUUUUAGCUCACCUGAGCACAACGUGCUCAUGGUGAGCUUUUGUGAUAGCUUUUUGUCCGUUGUGCGUUGUGCGGCGUCAACAUUUGCCUUGUUAACUCUCUAGAGGCCACAUUUAUGGUGAAAUCUUCAUGAAAUUUGGUCAGAAGAUUGGUUUCAUUGACAUCUUGGAUGAGUUCGAAAAUGGUUACGUUUGCUUGAAAAACAUGGCUGCCAAGGGGCGGGUCAUUUUUCCUUAUAUGGCUAUAGAUGGCUAUAGUAAAAUCUUGUUAACACUCUAGAGGCCACAUUUAUUGUCUGAUCUUCAUAAAACUUGGUCAGAAGAUUCAUCCCAAUAAUAUCUUGGACGAGUUCGAAAAUGAUGCCAGUUUGUUGAAAAACCUGGCCGCCAGGGGGCGGGGCAUUUUUCCUUAUAUGGCUAUAGUAAAACCUUGUUAACACUCUAGAGGCCACAUUUAUUUUCCGAUCUUCAUGAAACUUGCUCAGAAGAUUUGAUUUGUCCCACUAAUAUCUUGGAUGAGUUCAAAAAUGGUAACCUUUGCUUGAAAAACAUAGCUUCCAAGGGGCGGGGCAUUUUUUAAUAUAUGGCUAUAUAUGGCUAUAGUAAAAUCUUGUUAACGCUCUAGAGACCACAUUUAUUGUCCAAUCUUAAUGAAACUUGGUCAGAAGAUUCAUCCCAAUAAUAUCUUGGAUGAGUUCGAAAAUGAUGCCGGUUGUUGAAAAACAUGGCCGCCAGGGGGCGGGGCAUUUUUCCUUAUAUGGCUAUAGUAAAACCUUGUAAACACUCUAGAGGCCACAUUUAUUGUCCAAUCUUGAUGAAAUGUGGUCAGAAGAUUUGUCUAAAUGAUAUCUUGGAUGAGUUCCAAAAUGGUUACGUUUGCAUGAAAAACAUGGCCGCCAAGGGGCGGGGCAUUUUUCCUUAUAUCGCUAUAUAUAAGGCUAUAGUAAAAUCUUGUUAACACUCUAGAGGCCACAUUUAUAGUCCGAUCUUCAUGAAACUUGGUCAGAAGAUUCAUCCUAAUAAUAUCUUGGACGAGUUGAAAAAUGAUGCCAGUUGGUUGAAAAACAUGGCCACCACGGGUGCGGGGCUAUUUUCCUUAUAUGGCUUUAGUAAAACCUUGUUAACACUCUAGAGGUCACAUUUAUUUUCCAAUCAUCAUGAAACUUGGUCAGAAGAUUUGACCCAAUGAUAUCUUGGAUGAGUUCGAAAAUGGUUUUGGUUGCUUAAAAAACAUGGCCACAAGGGGCGAGACAUUUGUCCUUAUAUGGCUAUAUAUGGCUAUAGUAAAACCUUGUUAACACUCUAGAGGCCACAUUUAGUGUCCAAUCUUCAUGAAAUUUGGUCAGAAGAUUGGUCUCAAUGAUAUCUUGGAUGAGUUCGAAAAUAAUUAUGUUUGCUUGAAAAAAAUGGCUUCCAAGGGGCGGGGCAUUUUUCCUUAUAUGGCUAUAGUAAAAUCUUGUUAACACUCUAGAGGCCACAUUUACUGUCCGAUCUUCAUGAAACUCGGUCAGAAGAUUCAUCCCGAUAAUAUCUUGGACGAAUUCAAAAAUGAUGUUGGUUGGUUGAAAAACAUGGCUGCCAGGGGGCGGGGCAUUUUUCCUUAUAUUGCUAUAGUAAAACUUUGUUAACACUCUAGAGGCCACAUUUAUUUUCCGAUCUUCGUGAAACUUGGUUAGAAGAUUUGUCCCAAUAAUAACUUGUUAUCUCAGGUGAGGGACUUUGGGCCUUUCAGGCCCUCUUGUUUAAAAGUUUCAACUACAAUAAUCAAAUAGUAUAUACAUGUGUGAGUAACAAAAUUAACGAUUGAUAUCUUGCAUCACAAGUAUGUAAAAGAAAUUACAUCUUACAGUUAAUCAGUUGAUCAUCAAUGUUAUGAAUGUGUUAAUACCUUGUAUGCUCAAACUUCUAAUUAAUACAAGGCUAAGAUAAGCAGUUUCACAUUUUAUAUACAAGCUGAUCUCCUUACUUCAGCUCAAAGGACUUUAUGAAUAAACCAGCGACAGAUCUCUGUAAUAGGCCUAUUAUCUUGUGUUAAGGCGCUCCAGGGUGGUGAUCAAAGAAAGCCUGUUUUAUUUUGUUAAGUUUGUAUUAAAAGCCUUGUGAUAUACACAUACCAUGACAUUUCCAAUAAUUGAUCCUUCUUCUUGACUUUUUUCUUGUUCUUAACAACACAUUUUGAUGCGAUUGUUAUUUGCUCAGCUCUGAUGGAAAUGCAAUGCAGAAACUUGAUACUGUUUUUUGGCAAUUAAUUGACUUUAUCUGCUCUUUCUCUUUAGCAUUGGCAUUUUGUUGCAUGAUUAUGUAGGCAUAUAAAAGGCAUAUAAUAUCGUAAAUAUAUACUUUUAAACAAGAAGUUAUUGACAUCAGACUUUGGGGGAAAUUGAUUUUGUUAUGGAUAGGUCUAUAGAAUUCAUUCAAGACUCCUAUUUGAAAAAUGUUGAGCAUAAAAUCAUAACAUUAAGUAUUGACAAGAAGCACCCCAUUCAACUCAUGUUAUUGAUGUUAAAAUCUUGGUGUCAUAUUUCAAAUUAUACAUGUUUUGUUUUAUCAGAUAUGUGUAAAAAGUUAUAUGAACAUUUCCAAAAAGUGAUCCUUAUAUUUUAAUUGAUUUUAUUAGCUCGGCUGUUUUCAGAGAAAACCUGAGCUAUUGUCAUAGCCAGCUUGUCGUCCGCCGUCUGACAUAGGCGUCGUGCUAAAACCUUAACAUUGGCCAUAACUUUUUAAAUAUUGAAGAUAGCAACUUGAUAUUUGGCAUGCAUGUGUAUCUCAUGGAGCUGCACAUUUUGAGUGGUAAAAUUUCAAGGUGAACAUCAUCCUUCAAGGUCUAGGGUCGAAAAAACAAAGUCAAGGGAAGUAAUAAGCUUUAAAUGGACAUAGUUAUCUGACCUGCCCACAUAUAUAUUUUUGUUAAAUAAAUCAAAGUGGCGCAGUAGGCGGCAUUGUGUUUCUGACAAACACAUUGUGGUAAAAGGUCAACGUCAAGGUCAUCCUUCAAGGUCUACCGUAAAAAAAUAUACAUUUAAGGGUAGUAAUAAGCUUGAAAGGGAGAUAUUUAUUCAAUAUUGAACAUAGCCACUUUAUAUAUUUGGCAUGCAUGUGUACCUCAUGGAGCUGCACAUUUUGAGUGGUGAAUCUACAGUCACGGUAGUGGCUUAUAAUUAUUUGCUACUUAAAAUAGAGAUUUGUUAGAGACAAUUAUUUUCAAGGGAAGUAAUUUAUAUAAUUAUAAAUCUCAUAUUAUAUAUUUCCUUACCAAGAAUUGAAGUUCUUUUCACAGUAACUGUACAGAUUUUUUAUUUUGAUUAUUUAUAACUCAAAUGAUUGAUUUGUCAAAGCUUUUUUUUAAAUGAUAUAAUUAUCAUUUCUUUCAUGUACUUAGUUAUUAAUAGUAGUGUUCAUUACAUACCCGUUGACUUAUGUCCAUAGAUACAUGAUGAACUCUGGCUAUGAUCUCUUUGAUAAACCACAGGCCUUGGUUGUCAGUGAUGUCUGACUUGGUCAAAAACAUUUUUUGACUGUCUUCAGACCCCCCCCCCCCCCCCCCCCCGGUUGGAUUGAACAAAAUCCAAGGGAAGUAAUAAGCUUUAAAGGGAGAUGAUUUCUAUUCUAUACCUGCCAAAUGAUAAAUAGAAAUUUUAUUUCAAAGUGGCGCAGUAGGGGGCAUUGUGUUUCUGACGAACACAUAUCUUGUUGGGUCACUAGGUCAAAGGUCAAGGUCACUGUGACCUAAAAAAAAAAAAAAAAAAUUCUGACAAGCUUUCGCAGCCGAGCGUGGCACCCGUUAUGCGGUGCUCUUGUUUGUUAUUCGUUCGAUUUUUGAAAUGCUGAUAAUAUAAUAGUCAUUAGUUUAUAUACAAUAGAAAUAACAUAUUGUUCUUCAGGGCCCUCAAUCUAUCAAAUCUGCCGCCGAAUUUCGGUGGCAGUCCCCCACCUGAAAAGUAUACUUUUUUCCCCUUUUGGAGGAAAAAAUUCCCCCUAAAAAAAAAAAAAAAAUUUUUUUUUUUUAAUAGAAAGAUGUGUCUCAUGAUUAUUAUAUCUCAAUUCUAUUUCAAUUUAAUCUUAUCAAACAUAGUACAUUAUGAAAAAUGCAUUGAAUAUAGUGCAAACAUGUACACAUGAAAUAAUGAGAGAGUAAGUAAAAAAAUCCCCCAAAAAGGGAAACGCCGCGAAAAUUCCCCUUCCUUAGGGCUGCGGACCCCUUCCCCUAAAGUAGUGUGAGGGCCCUGUUCUUAUAUAUUAGCAAAAGUUGAUUCCGUCAAUUUUUUAGUAUGCUUUACUAUUUAAGCAUAGAAGAAUCUCACAUUUAUAAAGGGGUAAAAAAUUAUUUUAGCUCACCUGAGCACAAUGGGCUCAUGAUGAGCUUUGUGAUUGCCUUCAAUCCAUUGUGCAUUAUGUGUCAUAACAAUAUAUCUGGCUAACACUCUAGCUGACACAUUUAUUGUCCAAUCAUAAUGAAACUUGGUCAGAACGUCCAUCCCAAUGAUAUCCUGUCUGAUUUUUAUGCCCCCCUUCGAAGAAGAGGGGGUAUAUUGCUUUGCUCAUGUCGGUCUGUCGGUCGGUCUGAUGGUCUGUCGGUCCGUCCACCAGGUGGUUGUCAGACGAUAACUCAAGAACUCUUGGGCCUAGGAUCAUGAAACUUCAUAGGUACAUUGAUCAUGACUCGCAGAUGACCCCUAUUGAUUUUGAGGUCACUAGGUCAAAGGUCAAGGUCACGGUGACCUGAAAUAGUAAAAUGGUUUUUGAAUGAUUACUCAAGAACGCAUAUGCCUAGGAUCAUGAAACUUCAUGGGUAGAUUGAUCAUGACUUGCAGAUGACCCCUAUUGAUUUUGAGGUCACUAGGUCAAAGGUCAAAGUCACGGUGACCCGAAAUAGUAAAAUGGUUUCCGGAUGAUAACUCAAGAACGCAUACGCCUAGGAUCAUGAAACUUAAUGGGUAGAUUGAUCAUGACUCGCAGAUGACCCCUAUUGAUUUUGAGGUCACUAGGUCAAAGGUCAAGGUCACGGUGACCCGAAAUAGUAAAAUGAUUUUCGGAUGAUUACUCAAGAACGCUUUUGCCUAGGAUCAUGACACUUCAUAGGUACAUUGAUCGUGACCCGCAGAUGACCCCUUUUGAUUUUCAGGUCACUAGGUCAAAGGUCAAGGUCACAGUGACAAAAAUCGUAUUCACACAAUGGCUGCCACUACAAUGGACAGCCCAUAUGGGGGACAUGCAUGUUUCACAAACAGCCCUUGUUAAACUGGGUCUUAUAAGAUGAAAAAACUAGGUCACACGUCAAAUAAAAGGUAAAGAUUGUUAACACUUUGGGCAUAACCAAUGAAAAUCUGGUUUCUAGACGUUUCCAUGUUCCUUGCUGAAAGGUUUGUGUUGUUUCCAUUAAACUUAAGAAGAAAGAUUAUAUUUAGAGAUGUCUUUAAAACACUUUUUAUGUAGCACAUACUUUAUCAUUGCUAAACACUUAACACGCUUUGCAAACUCAGAUCUUCAAAAAAAGCAUUUGUUUUUUCAUUAAAUCCACUUAUAAAAUUUCUUCAUUUAAAAUUGUUCUCACUUCUUAAAUAAAACCCAUGAAUGAUUGUUAUACAUUGAUCAUUUGAGCCUUGCUCUGUGAAAAGGGGGUUUAAUGCAAGUGCAUUAAGUGUCGUCCCAGAUUAGCCUAUGCAGUCUACACUGGCUUAUCAGAGAUGACAAUUUCCGCCUAAACUAGAUUUUUGUGAAGAAAUGACUUUCUUUAAACGAAAAAUAUCAUAAAGCGGAAAGUGUCGUCCCUGAUUAGCCUGUAAAGACUGCACAGGCUAAUCUUGGACGACACUUGACGCACGUGCAGUAAACCCCCUUUUCACAGAGCGAGGCUCAUUUAUGUUAUGUAGCUAAAGUGAGUGUAAGGCUCUGAAUUAUGUAUGCAUUUAAAAAAAGUGAAAAAUUCAAUGAAUUUUGAGAGUGAAACUACAUUGUUUUGUAUCUUAUAUGGAUAUGUAAAGCAGCAACAACAGUUUCACAAUCCAUGCUUGAAGUGCUUGUUGAGAAAGAUCAUCAUUGCCUUGCCAUGUGACCGUGCACAUUGUAUACUCUGUUAAAGAUGGUUCUGUUGUUUUACAUCAUGGAACCAGAAAUUGUCUUCCUAUUACAAACUGCUCUACUUGAUAGUGUGAAUGAAUUUUGUGAUAUGUGCUGCAAAGUAUAGCUCAUAUGUUCAGUGUUAUUAUGUCAGUGCGGAUUUAAGACUGUGCAUUUACCCCGUCUAGCCAGGAGCUUCCCUGUCUGUUUCUAGACCACUUUACAUUUCCCAUACUUUAUCGCAGUCAAGGUUGCUUCUGCCCAGACUGUGCAAGUUUUGCAGGCUGGCUUUGAGCUACAGUAAAAGCAUAUGUCAUAAGAUACUUUUUUGCAUGAUGCAGGCCAAUACCGGUAGUAUUCUUCAUUUGUGUUGGCUUGGGAUUGUCUUUUAAAUACACUUCAUUGUUUGUGAGUACAAUACACUUGUAACCAAAAUCUCUCUUAAAACAAUGUGUACUGAUAAAUUACCUAGAAGUCACUGCUGACUACCUUAGCAUCAUGGUGAUGUAACCAUGCUAAAGUGGUUAAAUUUAUGAUCAGGAAAUUGAAUUUUCUAAACUGAACAAAAAUUUCAGAAUGCCUUGUUUGUAUAAUUAUAAUGAAAUGCCAGAGGCAGGCUACUAGUAACUUAGCCACAUACUGUUAUUGUAUGACGCAAUAAUGCAGCACAAAGCCAGACUAUGAGAUGAGUGAGACAGAAGGUGUGCAUUUUUCAUGUUUAUCACAACAGACAUAAAAAUAUUCUGACAUGUUUCAAUGUAUCUCUCUGUGAUGUUGAUUGUGUGCUAUUUAGAUGUCAGUUGUCGUUGGAUAAGCAUGUCUUCACUAUUACCCAACCAUCACAACCAUGGUGGAUGUGCACAUUCUAUCAACUAAGGCAUGUACUUGUAUGAUUUUAUACUGUGAUUGCUGUUUGUCUUUCUGUAACAGUACAUAAGUCAUGUAUUUUUCUGUGGACAAGCAGCUUUGUAUAAUACACUUACCAUGACCCGACUUCUGUCACAUCAUGCUGGACCCUUUUUAAGUGAUACUAUUGAUGUGUAGUUUGUUUUAAGUAGUUCAUUGUACUUUUUAUUUAAUUACACACUUGUUAAUUUUGAUUCACAAUUUUGGGAACCAUAUGUUUUGUUUUUCAUAAGAAUAAUGCUUCUGUGAUUAUUGUAGUCAAGAAUAAGUUUUAUUUAUUGAAAUAUAUAUAUUUUUAGAUACAAUACCAUAGCAGGUGAUAUGGCAAACAUUAAAAUAAUUAAACAUCAACACAAUUUAGAGAAAAAACUCUAUUACUUUUCAUCAAAUGAAUUCUGAAAAAUUAUGUGUUAUUUUGAUGUUUCUUAUUACCAAUCAUAAAUUCUCUUAUGUGUGCAUUAUUGAGAAACAAAUGUUCAAGUUAGCAGUGAAGUACUUGAAAUGCCUGCAUUCCUCCAUAAUUGUUAAGUAGAAUAUAGUUGUAGUUUAUGACUUGAGAAAUACAUUAUACCUGUCAGGCCAUUCUAUGAUCUCUUUUUUUCUGAGUUGCAAUAGUUAGAAAUAGUGGGAGCUUUUCUCAGAAGGUGCUAGUUUAGGAUGGAUUUGUUUCUGUUCACUCAACAUGCCAGCAAUAAGAACCACAAUGAAGUCUUGUCCAAUGUUUAUGAUAAUACUUUCAGUAAUUUGGAUUUAUUGAUUUAUUUAGAAAUGAGAUGAUUAGUGACCUGUUGAAGGAUUUAGUGAAUAGGUGCUAAAUUGAAAAACAAAUAUCCUUUUUACUUUAAUGAUGCAUGUAUUUGGUAUUUUCGUAUUUGGCUAAAUUUCCACUUUUAGUACAUAUAGCAUUAUUUUUAACCUGCAUUUGUCAGUAUUAUGUGUAAGAAUGUGAAAUAAGCCCCAUGUUAAAUAUUCUUACAUGCUUUCUGUUGUGGAAAUAUCUCAACAACAGUAUAUCAUAUGUUUCCCAAUCAAAUGUUUUCUCAACUUGCUAAACAUAUGUGUUGAUACAGGUCUAUGAAAAGAAACCAUCUUUUAGUUAUGUAAGCAUGUACUUUAUGCAGAAACAAUAAUGCAAUACUUUGGUAAAAUAUCUCCAAAAAGAGCACAUAAGAUUUUGAUAGUUGUUGUUGUUGUUUUUUAAAUUUAUUUUGUCUUUUAUGCAGUAAAAUGAAAAUCAUAGAUGUAGAAUUAUACAAAAGACAAAUAUUUCAAACAUUAUAUUUAUUAUAACUAUUUUUAUUUGUUUUGAGUACUAGUCUCAUUAUUUGAAGGUAUGUAUUACAUAGGAGCCAGAAGCGAGUGUUUCUGUUUUGACUUGUGUUCUUUUCUGUGCUUGUCUGUUAGUAUCUUAAAUAAUUUUGUUUGUGCAUUAUGUCAUUAGUUGUUACCUAUCAAACAUAUAUUUAUAUGACAAUUUGUGAUUACUUGUACAACAUGAACAUCAUCUUUUUGUCAUAGAAACUGAUUUUAAAAUAUUUUAUUACAUUUUGACUGAAAGUUCCACAAAGACAUUUAAAAAUGUAUGGAAGUAUUUGACUGUUUACUUAAAUAUGUUUUCUAAGUUUGACUAAAUUUUCCAUCAUAAAGUGUAAACAUAUGUGCAGGGGUUUGACUGUAUUACUCAACUAUUUUAUUCAAUGUUAACUCAAUGAUCCAUCACAACAUGAAAAACAUAUACAAAUGUUUGACUGCAAACUCAAAUAUUUUAUUAGAUUUUGACUGAAUGUUCCAUCAAAACCAUAUUUUAUUAAAGUGUAAACUUUCAAUUUGUUGAGUGUUUAAAUCAUAAUAUUUCUCUCCCUCUAUGUUUCUUUCUGGGUGGGUGUGAAUGGGGAAAAUGGAGCAUACAAGUACAAAGACCAGACCAUUUUAAUGUUUCUUUAGACUUUUGUGAUGGCUGUUUAUGAGAUGAGUAAACUCCGUUGUUUUUCUGCACAAGGCAGCUGCUUAGCCAUUUGCAGUUCUGUUCUUUGUUUAAAUGUACUUGAAACAUCUUAUGUGUGUUAACCAAAUGAUACAUUGCGUAUAAUUCUAUGAAUGUGUGGUUGUACAUUAUUAAAGAUUAAUAGCAUUCCUGCUUAGCUUCAGUAUGAAAAAUGUGUCUGUGAUGACCAAAAUGAAAUUAAUUUUUAUUUUUUCGCAAAAAACAUAUUUAAGAGUGGCAUGCAGUCAUAAUGUAUUGGCAAUGACAGCUGUGCAGGCUGUUGUGAAAGGAAUUUAACCAUAUUUAAUUACUGCUUAAUAAUGUUGGUAUGGGUCAAGUGUGUUAUUAUGUUUCAGUAUAUUUGAGCUUUAUUAACCUUAUAUCUUCAUGAUACCCACCAAAAUCUUCUUACUGUUUAACUGGGUUUUAAGUAAUUAACUUGAAACAAUGCAUUCAAUUUUUUAAUGAAGUUGUCUUAACAGAUUUUAACAUUAAAUGCAUGAUCCAGAAUUGUUAGGACUGUGUAUUUGCAUAUUAAAUCUUUAUAAUUCAGACGUGCUGUGAACUUUUUAACUUUAAUCAUCAGUCAGCUCUGUUCAUGUCAAAAGCAUAUUUUUAUUUGGAUCUAAACAACAACAUUGGCAGUUUAGAUGUCAAAAACAUACCAUUGUUUACACUAAGGAACAUUUUAAAAACACAGUAAUAGGUUCGGAAGUCACUCAUAUGAUCAAAUCAGUUAGUAUCUAUCACAAUGCAACCGGGAUAUGUUUAAAGGUGUUAAGUACUAGAACAUUGCCUCUUACUAUUAAGUUUUAAACUGGCGGUGCAUUCAUUUAUUUGACAAAAUUGUGACACAAAUUUUAAACAAAGCUACACUCUUAUGUCAUUUGUAAUAUUUAUCUAUGAAAUUGUCGUUAUAUGAAUAUAUUUUAUUAUAUAUGUUUUAUUACUCAAAACACGGCUUUUUAUAACAUUGUACCCAUGCAUGUAUAUAUUAUAAUAAAGCCAUGGACAUGCUAUUUAAGUUAUUAUUCUCCCUUCCUAAGAUUCUAUUGAUGUUCUGCUAGAUCUUUUUUUUCAUACAUGUAUGCACCUGCUAAUUUAUUGCUACAUUCCUUGUUUAAGACUAACAACUAAAAUUAAGUAACGUUUGCUACAUUCCUUGACAAGGAAUAACAACUUAAAUGAAGUACCGUUUGCUACAUUCCUUGACAAGGAAUCACAACUAUAAUUAAGUACCGUUUUCUACAUUCCUUGACUAGGAAUGACAACUAAAAUUAAGUACCGUUUGCUACAUUCCUUGACAAAGAAUAACAACUUAAAUUAAGCACCGUUUGCUACAUUCCUUUACAAGGAAUAACAACUAAAAUUAAGUACCGUUUGCUACAUUCCUUGACAAAGAAUAACAACUAAAAUUAAGUACCGUAACAUUGAAAAUCUGUGUUUAUCAGAUGCGUCCAUUUUGAGAUACGCUUAUAAUCCCCUGUUACGCAUCGGAUACUAGACAGUGGUUUGGGGCUUGAAUGCGGGCGUUUAGAAUCCUGACAGAGAGGGAACGUUGAAGUCUGUUUUAAGACGUGUGUAUGUGUGAAAACUGGUACUUACAAUAAAAAGUUUGUACAUGUAAAAACAUUACAAACGAUGUGUUGUUUUUGAAAACGUAAAUGUAAAAGGACUUCACUGGUACAGUGCCGGAAAAAAAUGUAGCGAUUAUUAUGCAACACCAUUAAAGAGUCAGUCAAUACAGACAUUCCAGCAGAAAUGUACAUCAUAUAUAAAGUCAAGAACGACUCGUGAACAUUGUGACCUUUUGCAUGUAGAUAAGCUAAAACGCAAGAACAGUUGAUUGCUACAAUGUUUAUGUGAAAUGCAAAUUCAUAUGUCCACUACUUUUCUGUUACAAAAGAAUACAUGUAUAUACAUAACAACAAUUUGUUUACAAAUACCCUUGAAUGCUUUCUUUUUAGAUAUACAUAAGCGCGACAUCAUUAUCAUCAUUUUAAUAAUGUGAACAAUCCAAUGUGAGUAACUGCUUUUGUUACUCUUCUGGAAAUAAAUCAGAGAAAACCUGGUAAAGCCGAAUAUUUACUCCAUGAACAAAACACCACCGGAUAUUGUGGUAUGCCAUAUUAAGAAGAAAUAAGUAUUAUUACUUUAGCUUUUUAAUGUGUCGUUAAUCUUAAAUUUUAAUGCAUACAUUUAUAAGCUGGACAUCUACUUAAUUAUUUUACACAAAUUAUAGGUGAAAAGAGGCAUAACGUGACAUGGGCUUCAAUUCAUCGUAGUAACUGUAUACACAGUGCAAUGAACUUAAGUACAACAUAGCUAUACAAUGGAUAAAAGAUAUAUACAUUUAUAACAAUUAUAAUGUAUUAUACCAAUUAUUGAUAAUUCUUCUUGACUUUUUUAACCAGGUUUUCCGAAGGAAAAAACUGGUUAUUAGAUUGGCGAAUGCGGGCGGGCUGGCUGGCUGGCGGGCUGGCUGGCGGGCUGGCGGAACAAGCUUGUCCGGGCCAUAACUAUGUCGUUCAUUGUCAGAUUUUAAAAUCAUUUGGCACAUUUGUUCACCAUCAUUGGACGGUGUGUCGCGCGAAAUAAUUACGUCGAUAUCUCCAAGGUCAAGGUCACACUUUGAGUUCAAAGGUCAAAAAUGGCCAUAAAUGAGCUUGUCCGAGCCAUAACUAUGUCGUUCAUCGUCAGAUUUUAAAAUCAUUUGGCACAUUUGUUCACCAUCAUUGGACGGUGUGUCGCGCGAAAUAAUUACGUCGAUAUCUCCAAGGUCAAGGUCACACUUUGAGUUCAAAGGUCAAAAAUGGCCAUAAAUGAGCUUGUCCUGGCCAUAACUAUGUCAUUCAUUGUGAGAUUUUAAAAUCAUUUGGCACAUUUGUUCACCAUCAUGGGACGGUGUGUCCCACGAAAGAAUCACGUCAAUAUCUCCAAUGUCAAGGUCGCCACGACUAAAAAAAGAUUUUAAAAAAAAAAAAAAACUUACAAAGGGGGUUAAUUUUUUUUGGUCAUUUCAAAAGUUCAGUUUGAGUUUUCUCCCUUUAUCAGAUUUUUUUUUCAAAAUGAAAACCUGGUUUUGUGACAAUUUUGUCCCUUGUUUUUCUUGUCCUUAACAACACAUUUUGAUGUGAUUGUUAUUUGCUCUGCUCUGACGGAAAUUCAAUUCAGAAACAUGAUACUGAUUUUUGGCAAUUCAUUGACUUUAUCUGCUCUAUCUAUUUAACAUUGGCAUUUUGUUGCAUGAUUAUGUAGGCAUAUAAUAUCAUAAAGAUAUGCUUAGAAGCAAGAAAUUAUUGACAUUAGACUUUGCGAGAAAGACUCUUAAUUAAAAAAUGUUGAGCUUAAAAUCGUAACAUUAUGUAUUGACAAGGAGCUCCCCAUUCAACUAAUGUUAUUCAUGUUGAAAUCUUUAUGUCAAUUUUCAAAUAAUACAUAUUUUGUUAUAUCAGAUAUGAUAAUAUGUGUAAAAAGUUAUAUGACAUUUUCGAAAAGUGAUCAUUAGAUGUUAACUGAUUGUAUUUGUUAUUCAUUCCAUUUUUAAAAUCUGAUGGUAUAAAAGUUAUUAAUUUAUAUCAAAUAGAAAUAACAUCUUGUUCUUAAUAUGAGCAAAAGUUGAUUCCGUCAAUAUUUUAGUAUGCUUUACUGUUUUAAUCAUAGUAGAAUCUCAAAUUUAUAAAGGGGUAAAUGAUUUUAGCUCACCUGAGCACAAUGGGCUCAUGGUGAGCUUUUGUGAUCGCCUUCAAUCAAGUUUGCAUUAUGUGUCGUAACAAUAAAUCCUGUUAACGCACUGCAUGCCACAUUUAUUGUCCAAUCGUAAUGAAUCUUCGUCAGAACGUCCAUCCAAAUGAUAUUCUGUCUGAUUUUGAAACUGGGUCUUAAAAGAAGAAAAAACUAGGUCACAAGGCUAAAUGAAAGAUAAAGAUUGUUAACACUUUGAGCAUAACCAAUGAAAACCUGGCUUCUUUCCGUUGCCAUAUUCCUUGUUAACAGGUUUGUGUUGUUCCCAUUAAACUUAAGAAAAAAGUUUAUGUUAAAAGAUGUCUUUAAAACACUUUUUAUGUAGCGUGUACUUUACCAUUGCUAACACUUGACACGCUGUGCAAACUCAGAUCUUCAAAGAAAGCAUUGUCUUUUUCAUAAAAUCCACAUAUAAAAUUUCUUAAAUUGAAAUAAAAGCCUUUAAUCUUUGUUUUAAAUUGAACAUUUAGCCGUGCUCUGUGAAAAGGGGUUUAUUGCAUGUGCGUAAAAGAAGAGACUUUCAUUAAAAGACAAAUAUCAUAAAGCAGAAAAUGUUGUCCUUGACUAGCCUGUGCAGACUGCAAAGGCUAAUCUUGGUCGACACUUUACGCACAUGCAGUUAACCCCCUUUUCACAGAGCGAGGCUCAUUUAUAUUAUGUAGCCAAAGUGAGUGUCAGCCUAAAAUUAAAUGAAUGUUGAGAGUGAAACUUUUGUAUCUCAAAUGGAUACGUAAAGCAACAGUUUCACAAUUCAUGCUUGAAGUGCUUGUUGUGAAAGAUCAUCAUUGUCUUGCCAUGUGACCAUGCACAUUGAAGAUGGUUCUGUUGUUUUACAUCAUGGAACCAGAAAUUGUCUUCCUAGUACAAACUGCUCUACUUGAUAGUGUGAAUGACUUUUGUGAUGUGUGCUGCAAAGUAUAGCUCAUAUUUUCAGUGUAAUUAUGUCUGUGUGGAUUGAAGACUGUGCAUUCACGCAGUCUAGCCAGAAUAUAACCUGUCUGUUAUGAGACCACUAUACCUUUCCUGUACUUUAUAGCGGUCAAGUUAGCUUUUGACCAGACUGUGUGAAUGCAUAUGUCAUUAGACCCUUUUUCACAUGACGCAGGUCAAAUAAUAUUUUUCAUUUGUGAUGGCUGGAGAUUGUCUGCUAUAUGCAUGUUUCAUUUUUUGUCGAGUACCAAUAUACACUUGUAACCAAUAUCUCUCUUAGAACAAUGUGCACUGAUAAUUUACCUAGAGGUAACUGCUGACUACCCAAGCAUCAUGGUGAUCUCAACAUGCUAAAGUGGUUAAAUAAAUUAUCAGGAAAUUGAAUUUUCUAAACAGAACAUACAUUGCAAAAUGCUUGAGUGGUAUAAUUAUAAUGAAAUGCCAUAGGCAGGCUUCUAGUUACUUAACCACAUACUGUAAUUGUAUGAUGCAAUAAUGCAGCACAUAGCCAGACUAUGAGAUGGGUGAGACAGAAGGUGUGCAUUUUGCAUGUUGAACGGCUUCGAAAACAGUUUAUCACAACAAACAGAAUAAUAUUCUGACAUGUUUCAAUGUAUCUCGCUGUGAUGUUAAUUGUGUGCUAUUUUUAUAUAUAUAUAAUUUUAAUCGAGAUAUCAGUUGUAGUUUGAUAAGCAUGUCUUCACUAUUACCUACCCAUCACAACCAUGGUGAAUGUGCACAUUAUAUCAAAUAAGGGGUGUACUUGUAUGAUUUUAUUGUGGGAUUGCUGUGUGUCUUUCUAUAACAGCACAGAAGUCAUGUAUUUUUCUGUGAACAAGCAGCUGUGUAUAAUUCACUUACCAUGACCCGACUGCUGUCACAUCAUGCUGGACUCUUUUGAAAUGAUACUAUUGACUUGUUGUUUGUUUUACACAUGAUUAUGUAGAACAGUUCUUUUAGAGAAAGUAGUUUAUUGUUCUCCUUAUUUAAUAACACACUUGUUAAUUUCGAUUCACAAUUUUUGGAAAAAAAAUGUUUUUGUUUUUCAUAAGCAUAAUGUAUCUGUGUUUAUUAUAGUAUUGAAAUAUCUAUUUUUAGAUGCAAUACAAUAGCAGGAGAUAUGGCAAACAUGAAAAUAAUUAAACAUAAAUACAAUUGAGAAAAAAACUCUGUUACUUUUCAUCCAAUUCAUUCUGACAAAUAAUGUGUCAUUUUGAUGUUUCUUUUACCGAUCUUAAAUUCUCUUAUGUGUGCAUUAUUGUGAAACAAAUGUUCAAGUAAGCAGUGAAAGUACUUGAAAUGCUUGCAUUCUUCCAUAAUUGUAAAGUAGAAUAUAGUUGUAGUUUAUGAGUUGAGAAAUACAUUAUACCUGUCAGACCAUUCUGUUAUCUCUUUUUGCUGAGUUGCAAUAGUUAGAAAUAGUGGGAGCUUUUCUCAGAAGAUGCAAGUUCAAUCAACAUGCCAGCAAUAAGAACCACAAUAUUAAUUUCAGUAAUUUGGAUUUAUUGAUUUAUUUAGAAAUGAGAUGAUUAUUGACCUGUUGAAGGAUUUAUUUAAUAGGUGCUAAAUUGAAAAACAAAUAUCCUUUUUAUUUUAAUGAUGCAUGUGUUUAGUAAUUUUGUAUUUGGCUAAAUUUCCACUUAAAGUACAUACAAAAUCAUUUUAAACAUGCAUUUGUCAGUAUUAUGUUUAAGAAUGUGAAAUAGGCCCAUGUUGAAUAUUGUUACAUGCUUUUUGUUGUGGGAAUAUCUCAACAACAGUAAUUGUAACUUGCUAAACAUAUGUGUACAUACAGGUCUAUGACAGGAAACCACUUUUAGUUAUGUAAGCAUUUACUUUAUGCAGAAACUAUAAUGCAAUACUUUGGUAAAAUAUAUAUCUCCAAAAAGAGCACUAACUUAAGAUUUUGAUAUUUUUUGUUGUUGUUUUUUUUUAAAUUUUAUUUUGUCUUUUAGGCAGUAUAAUUUAAAUCAUAGAUGUAGAAUUAUACAAAAGACAAACAUUUCAAACGUUAUAUUUAUUAUAACUAUUUUUAUUUGUUUUGAAUACUAGUCUCAUUUAUUGAAGGUAUGUAUUAAAUAGGAGCCAGAAGCGAGUGUUUCUGUUUUGACUUUUGUUCUUUUCUGUACUUCUGUUAGUAUCUCAAAUAAUUAUGUAAUUGCAUUAUGUAAUUAGUUGUUACCUAUCAAACCUAUAUUUAUAUGACAAUAUGUAAUUACUUGUACAACAUAAACAUCAUCUGUUUGUCACAGAAACUGAUUUUCAAAUAUUGUAUUGGAUUUUGCCUGAAUGUUCCAUAAAGACAUUAAAAAUAUAUAGAAGUGUUUGUGAUGCGUGUUUAUGAGAUAAGUUUACUCCGUUUUUUUUUGAACUAGGCAGCUGCUUAGCCAUUUGCAUUUCUGUUCUUUGUUUAAAUGUACUUGAACUAUCUUAUGUGUGUUAACCAAAUGAUACAUUGCGUAUAAUUCUAUGAAUGCGUGGUUGUACAUUAUUAAAGAUUAAUAGCAUUCCUGCUUAGCUUCAGUAUGAAAAAUGUGUCUGUGAUGACCAAAAUGAAAUUAAUUUGUAUGUCUUCGCAAAAAAACAUAUUUAAGAGUGGCCUGCAGUCAUAAUGUAAUGGCAAUGACAGCUGUGCAGGCGGUUGUGAAAGAAAUUGUUACCGUAUUUAAUACUGCUUAAUAAUGUUGGUACGGGUCAAGUGUGUUAUUAUGUUUCAGUAUGAUUGAGCUGUAUUAACCAUUAUAUCAUCAUUAUGCCCACCAAUAUCUUCUUAGCUUACUGUUUAACUGGGUUUUAAGUAGUAAACUUGAAACAAUGCAUUCAUUUUUAACGAAGUUGUCUUAAAUGGAUUUUAACAUUAAGUGCAUAAUCCAGAAUUGUCAGGAUUGUGUAUUUGCAUAUCAAAUCUGUAUAAUACAGCUGUUCCACACAACACAUUUUGUUUUAUGGGUUCUUUUGUCGAGAACAAACAUGUACAUGAUGUGAAAAAUAUUAGCAAAAUAUGUUUCUUUCUGGUAAAAAUAAAAAGGGACAUGAUUUAUCAAAAAGCAGUGCAAAGUAUAAAGUGACAAUAUUAUAUGUACCGUUAGAUCAGCAAAAUACGUAUUGAAUGAGACGUGCGGUGAACUUUUUAACUUUUAUCAUCAGUCAAACAGCUCUGUUCAUGUCAAAAGCAUAUUUUUAGUUGUAUGUAAACAACAAAAUUGGCAGUUUUAGAUGUUAAAAACAUACCAUUGUUUACACUAACGAACAUUUUAAAAACACAGUAAUAGGUUCGUAAGUCACUCGUAUGAUCAAGUCAUCUAGUAUCUAUCACAAUGCAACUGGAAACUUUGUUUAAAAUUGUUAAGUAUCAGAACAUUGCCUCUUACUAUUAAGUUUUAAACUGGCGAUGCAUUCGUUUAUUUGACAAAAUUGUGACACAAAUUUUAAACAACGCUACACUCUUAUGUCAUUUGUCUAUAUUUAUCUAUGAAAUUGUCGUUAUAUGAAUAUAUUUUAUUAUGUAUGUUUUAUUACUCAAAACACGGCUUUUUAUAACAUUAUACCCAUGCAUGUAUACAUUAUAAUAAAGCCAUGGAAAUUCUA
Molecule: messenger RNA, 19978 nt
Organism: Dreissena polymorpha
Lineage: Eukaryota; Metazoa; Mollusca; Bivalvia; Myida; Dreissenidae
Product: tumor necrosis factor alpha-induced protein 8-like
Exons: 4
Coding region: 221-796 (191 amino acids)
Biological process (GO): regulation of apoptotic process
Cellular component (GO): cytoplasm
Source: RefSeq, a predicted model, not a curated record